AUGGGUAGCCCAGGGAGGUUUGCCGGACUACUCAAGACUGCGGCAAUCAGGGUCCCCCGUCCCGGCGGCCGCAGGCUGGGUGGCACGGACACAGACGGGGAGCAGGUCAUCGAAGGCGACGUCCAGCCACCAGUUGCCGCUGCAUCCGUGAUGGAUGGUCUGGGAACGCUCCAUGUUAUGGGUAUGGCCAUCAACGAGCACCGGAAAACGGGACAAUAUAAAUGGAUGAUUGAGCGACUUGUCAUUGUCGAUGCGUGGGAUAAACAAAAGAUUCUUGCAGAAAUUCCAACAAAGACUACCGAAGACUCAUCCAUCACUGGUUCUAUGGAACGUUAUUUCGACGUAGCAACUCACACUCGGGCUUCAAGAGCAUCAAGCUCCUCUGAAGCAUCUUUACCCUUGGACACGAUUCAUGGAUAUAUAGAUCAUACAAAUUGGACACAUCAACCGGGCACAACCUCCCAAACCAAAGCGGCCUAUGAUGACCACUUUCAUAUGGGAACAGGACCAAACUCUGCAUUCCAGACACUCAAAACACAAACACAUGACUUUUCUUCAGUUACUUCCAGUUAUGAACAUUUCGACCUCUGCCAACAACUUCCUCCCCCUCUGCUAUCAGACCAGAGCUGUCACACAGAUCCCUAUGUUCACAGUACCCAAGACUCUGAAGACGUCAGGCGAGUCAUCUUUGGCUCACUGGUGCUUGACAAGAACUCAGCAAGUAACACUCUCUCCUUUAUACUCGAAAGCUACGCGGCCUGGAUACAGCGGACCGCAUACGACCCCGUACGAGUUGCACGGAGGUCCAAGGAUGCUAUUGUGAAGCACUAUGGAAGCUCGAUAGAGUCACGCUGGACGAUCACUCUGAUGGCAAAUCUUGUUAGAAGGCUAGCCAAGAGCAGGUCGACAGAUGUCAUCUAUACCCGUGCGUGCUCGACAAUGGUUUCUGUCCUGCAGGCGCGACUUCGGCACGAUAUUGCCUUGGUCCCUUCUCGUGACCCCUGCGAGACCAAGAUACUAAAUGCAACCAAUGUGCUUGAUAGUGCCCUAGGAUUGGUAUCUAUUUUGGCUAUUUGCAAUAAUAUGGUAGCUGGAAUGGAAAUUUUGAGGGAAGCUGCACCCGUGUUUCGCUGGCUAUGUCCAGGCUCGCCAGGAAAUCAAGUACACUUGCAAACGCUGUUCCUGCACCCUGUCGACUCUCUCCGCGACUAUGCUAUAAUGGAUCUGUUUUCGAGUGUUAUGGCUCCCAGGUCGACGACCUUUCAAUAUGAUGUUACAAUCGACCCCAAACUGGAAUCAUCUGUGCUGGCUUUCAGCGACGACGUAGGAAUACAGUGGGCGCGCGGCAUUCCCGACCAGAUCACUCUUGCGUUCGCAAGGAUCGGCGCUUUGCGACGCAGCCUCACUUGGGAACCCAGGGAGCUCGACGAGCUUGAGGCCAUGCUUCAGAGCUUUGUGCCCCUCCCGACCAUCUCCAGUGACUCGCACACAGCUCUUGCAAGGGCUGUGGUUCAGGAGUGCUGGCGCGAAGUCGGAUAUAUCUACUUGUAUAUGGGUGUAUGCAGAGCAAAUGCCGAAGACCGUCGGGUCGUGCAAGCGCUGUCAAGAUUUCUGAGUGCGAUCAACAGAGUGAAGCCGGGCCGUGUUCCCGACUCGUUCCUUAUGAUGGGCCUUGUCAUGGCAGGAUUCAUCGCGCGUAACAUCGUUGAUCGUACUACUAUUCUGGAGCGAAUAAAUGGUGUAGAAGCAUUCAAGUACAGCGGGAGCAGCACUUCUUCGUGCUUGGAACGAAUCUGGAAUAUAGUCGAUGCUGAAGGCCGACCGGUCACCUGGGAUGAUUGGAGGGUAUCUUUCUAA
This is a messenger RNA of Rhizoctonia solani, 1857 nucleotides long. Its product is annotated as Fungal specific transcription factor domain. NCBI's taxonomy places the organism in Eukaryota, Fungi, Basidiomycota, Agaricomycetes, Cantharellales, Ceratobasidiaceae. The transcript has 7 exons. Bases 1 to 1857 code for a protein of 618 amino acids. The record is from RefSeq and is a predicted model, not a curated record.